This is a messenger RNA of Uncinocarpus reesii 1704, 546 nucleotides long. Its product is annotated as 50S ribosomal protein L17. Lineage: Eukaryota; Fungi; Ascomycota; Eurotiomycetes; Onygenales; Onygenaceae. Gene Ontology annotation, molecular function: structural constituent of ribosome. Bases 1 to 546 code for a protein of 181 amino acids. Gene Ontology annotation, cellular component: mitochondrial large ribosomal subunit; ribosome. The transcript is spliced from 2 exons. The record is from RefSeq and is a predicted model, not a curated record. Gene Ontology annotation, biological process: translation.
AUGGCCGGCGGCGCAAUGAAAUAUCGCCAUCUAGGCCGAAAAUCCUCGCACAGACAAGCUCUCCUCCGAAAUCUCGUAACUUCCCUCUUCACGCAUGAAUCCAUCACGACAACCUGGGCCAAGGCCAAAGAGGCACAGCGACUAGCUGAGAAGCUGAUCACCCUUGGAAAGAAGAACACCGAAGCCAGCAAGAGAAGAGCUCUGUCUAUUUUCUUCACCCCCCAUGAGCUCCUCCCCAAACUCUUCGGCCCCCUCCGUGACCGCUAUCUCAACCGUCCAGGCGGCUACACCCGCGUCCUGCGCAUCGAGCCCCACAAACCCGACCAAGCGCCCUCCGCCAUCCUCGAACUCGUCGACGGCCCGCGCGAUAUGCGCUUCGCCAUGACCGCCAAAACCGUCGCUCGACGUCGGGCACAGGGCAUGGAAAUCAACGAGUUCACGGAACGGAAUGUCAAGAAGGUGACGCGGUACAGGAAGGAUGGCGCCGAGGCGCUGGAGAAGGAGGUUCAGAAGGCUGAGGAGAAUCUGCGGACGCAGGGUUUGUGA